GACAGAGGAUGCAAAAUAGAGGAUUAGAGAAAGUCCAGGUGAGUUUCCAGAACUCCCCAUUGUGGAGUUAGUCAAUAAUUGAAUUGUGCACAGGACAGAGUUGUUAAAGGCACCUAGAACUGAAAUCGGGUCACUGGAGAAGAUGGGGAAACUAUUGUUUCUCAUGCUCAACUCUGCCCUCUUCUGGUGCUGGAUCUCAAUCACAAGCCCCGGCGCUUGCUCGCAAAACCAAACGGAUCGGCUCGCAUUAGUCUCCUUCAAAAAUGCCAUACAUGAAGACCCAUAUGGAGUCUUGACCUCUUGGAAUGAGUCUACCCAUCAUUGUGAGUGGCAAGGUGUUUUGUGCAGCAAAAGACAUCCUGGGAGGGUCACAUCCCUAGUCCUAACAUCACAAGGCUUGGAAGGCUUCCUAUCUCCUCACAUAGGUAACCUCUCUUUCCUAAGGGUCAUGAUUUUACAGAACAACAGCAUCCAUGGCGAAAUCCCACCACAGAUUGGCAACUUGUUACGGCUUCGUAAUCUUGUUCUUAGUAACAACUCAUUUGGUGGGCCAACACCCUCCAAUCUUUCUCGCUGCUCGAACCUUGAGAUUCUAAAUCUCAUAGAUAACCAACUUGUUGGGGGAAUUCAUGCCAGUCUUGGUUCUUUACUAAGACUUCAAUUAUUGGGCUUGAGUGAGAAUAGUCUUGUAGGUCCUAUCCCUCCCUCGAUUGGAAACCUCUCAUUGCUACAAAAGCUCUCCCUGUCAGGAAAUACAUUGAGCGGAGAAAUACCUGAGGAAUUAUCCAGACUCAAGAGGUUAGAAUUUGUCCAACUAUCUCAAAAUGAACUGACCGGCGAGAUUCCACUAGGGAUUUUAAACAUCUCUGGCCUUACCGAUUUCUAUGUUGAUGAGAACCAGUUGCGGGGAGGCUUUCCCUCCAACAUCGGCACUACUCUUCCUUCUCUCUGUUACCUUUCAGCCUCCAAUAACUUGUUUACUGGGACAAUUCCUUUAUCAUUAACGAAUGCCACCAGCCUUCAGACAGUUUUCCUUUACUACAAUGGUUUCCGUGGGCCAAUACCGAAAAAUCUGGGAAGGCUGAAGAGCCUCUACAUGAUUGUGUUGAGUUUUAACCAGUUGCAGGAUGACUUGAGUUUUAUUUCUUCUUUAGUUAAUUGUUCCAACUUAGAAAUUCUCUCGGUGGACGACAACUUGAUUCACGGACCGUUGCCAAGAUCCAUCUCCAAUCUCUCGACCAGCAUUAAGCGAAUUUAUCUGUCAAGCAAUAGGAUUAAAGGAACUAUUCCUUCAGACCUUGGAAAUCUCUUUGACUUGUCUACCUUGAGUUUAUCGAAUAAUUUGUUAACCGAUCGCAUUCCCGAUUCCAUUGGAGCACUUUACCGCUUGCAGGAACUUUUUUUGAGGGAAAACAUGUUUACUGGAGAGAUACCAUCUUCAAUUGGUAACCUGACGUUGUUAAGCAGCCUUGACCUUGAAUCCAACAAUUUCCAAGGUUACAUACCGCAAAGUCUUGGCAACUGCAAGCAACUUAUCGAGCUCGAUCUUUCAAACAACAAUCUAAGUGGCUCUCUUCCGAUCGAAAUCAUGGGUCUUUCUUCCUUGUCGAUCAUCUUCAGUUUAGCGUAUAAUAAAUUAACUGGAUCUCUUCCACAACAAGUUGGGUCUUUAAAGAAUCUCGCCGAAUUAGAUCUGUCUUACAAUAGAUUGACUGGCUUGAUUCCGGCCUCCAUCAGCGAGUGCUUGAGAUUGGAAAGGUUUUACUUAGAAGCUAAUUAUUUUCAUGGUCAAAUCACCCGAGCUUUACGUCCAUUACGUGGUCUAGAAGAGCUGGAUCUUUCCAAUAAUAAUUUUUCUGGGCCAAUUCCGAGCUUUCUUGCAGAGCUCUCACUGCUCAAGUACUUAAAUAUGUCCUUCAAUGAACUAGAAGGGCAAGUUCCGGAGGGUGGAGUUUUUCUUAAUGCAAGUGCUAUAUCAGUUUCUGGAAAUAAGGAACUCUGUGGAGGUGCUCGAAGUCUGAAUCUUCCACUUUGCAAAUCACCAAGCUCUAGUAAGUCUUCUUCAACGAAGACCAUAGUGAUAUCUGUGGUGGCUGGCAGUUUGUUAUGUUUAGCUUUGUUGUUCUUGUGUAUCUUCUGUUAUCACAAAAAGAAGCAGAUGCCAACCAAUGCCUCCACUUCAUUAUCCUUCGAGAACCAAUUCUUAAGAAUUUCCUAUGAAGAACUCCUGAGAGCUACUGACAGAUUUUCCGAGACCAAUUUGAUUGGUAAAGGGAGAUACAGCAUGGUUUAUAAGGGGAUUCUCGAUGGAUAUGCCACGGUGGCGGUGAAGGUGCUUAAUUUAACACAAAGAGGUGCUUUGAAGAGCUUUGUCUCCGAAUGUCGAACUCUUGGAAUCAUUAGACACCGAAACCUCGUGAAGAUACUAAGUGUCUGUUCAGGCAUUGAUUGUGGCAAUGACUUCAAAGCUCUUAUAUACGAGUUCAUGGCUAAUGAGAGCUUGGAGGAGUGGCUGCACCCUAAGACUCUAGGACAAGAUGAUGAGUGUGGUGAAUCAAGAAAUCUAAGACUAGUGCAGAGGUUAAACAUUGCCAUUGACAUAGCUACUGCAAUCGAAUAUCUCCACAAGGGUUGUUAUCCAGCAAUCGUCCAUGGAGAUCUGAAGCCAAGUAAUGUGCUUCUGGACAAUGACAUGGUGGCUCGAGUUGGAGAUUUCGGGCUUGCUAAGAUCAUUUCAAUGGUAUCUGCUGAAGCCACAAGAGUUCAGGACCAAGACAAUUCAACUUCAACCGCAGUCAAAGGAUCUAUUGGCUAUGUGCCUCCGGAAUAUGGCAUGGGACACAAGGUUUCCACACUUGGGGAUGCAUACAGUUACGGCAUUCUAUUAUUGGAGAUGUUCACUGGAAAGAGACCUACUGAAGAGGCCUUUGGGCACCAUCUUGGCCUCCACAACUUUGUCCGAAUGUCUCUUCUAGAUCGAGCAAUGGACAUCAUAGACUUAAGGCUUUGGAGUGAAGCUGGUGAUCAACAGAAAGAGAGCAAAAUAAGAGAUUGCAUUAUCUCUGUAUUCAAAGUUGGAGUUGCAUGUUCGAUGGAAUCGCCGCUGGAUCGAAUGGACAUGACCGAGGCACUCAAGAAAUUACACUUGAUCAAGGUCAGUUACGAAACCAAAGAGAGGAGGGUAGUUAUGUAGCUAAAUCAGUUUUCUCAUUUCAUCUUAGAACUCUCUCAAUAGUAGAAAAAAUCAUCGGGCAAAGGCAAUGCUAGCAAAUUGACAUGAAUGUCUCCCUAACUAGUCUACCUACCCAUAGCUACUAUGUCUAUUUUUAAUGAUGACACCAAUAUCUAUAUUUAAAAGUUGUAGAAAAUGGAUGUAUGGAGUUAUAGUCUAUCUAUUUCCACCAUGUAACCAUGUAAAAUUUGAUGAAUUUGCUUAUUUGCAAGGUUCUCUUUAUUUCUUAUGCAUUA
Eucalyptus grandis is the source of this 3468-nucleotide messenger RNA. RefSeq names its product putative receptor-like protein kinase At3g47110. Gene Ontology annotation, biological process: protein phosphorylation. The record is from RefSeq and is a predicted model, not a curated record. NCBI's taxonomy places the organism in Eukaryota, Viridiplantae, Streptophyta, Magnoliopsida, Myrtales, Myrtaceae. Gene Ontology annotation, cellular component: plasma membrane. Gene Ontology annotation, molecular function: ATP binding; protein binding; protein kinase activity.